Messenger RNA from Staurois parvus, 310 nucleotides. Lineage: Eukaryota; Metazoa; Chordata; Amphibia; Anura; Ranidae. The record is from the annotation of a GenBank genome assembly.
UGAUCACAUGUAAACAGGGAAAUGCCGAGGGGACAGGUACACAGAUCAUCAUGGCACUGAUAAUCAGUGUGCCCUGAUGAUCAGUGUGGCCCCAGAAGUGCCACCUGUCAGUGUCCAUCAGUGCCAGCUGUCAGUGCUGAACAGUGCCACCUGCCAGUGCCCAUCAGUGCCACAUCAAUGCCACAUAUCAGUGCCUACCAGUGCACAUCAGUGCCCAUCUGAGCUGCCUUUCAGUGUCACCCAUAAGUGCCAGUCAGUGGCAUCUAUCAAUGCCAAUCAGUGCCACCUAUCAUUGCCAGUCAGUGCCGCC